CAGCAGGAAUGUCUGGAGCAUACUGGCAGACCUGGAUAUGGAUGACAGCUCUGGGGGUGCUGUGCCCAGCCUGGGCUCAAGAUGAUGUCCCUCCAUACUUCAAGACCGAGCCGGUACGAAGUCAAGUCCACCUGGAGGGGAAUCGCCUUGUGCUUACCUGCAUGGCGGAGGGGAGCUGGCCUCUCGAAUUUAAGUGGCUUCAUGACCACAAAGAGCUCACCAAAUUUUCACUGGAAUACAGAUACAUGAUCACCUCGCUGGACAGGACGCACGCUGGGCAUUACCGCUGCAUUGUCAGGAAUCGGAUGGGGGCGUUACUGCAGAGACAGACCGAGGUCCAGGUGGCCUACAUGGGGAACUUUGAAGACGGGGACACCUCCUUGGCCGUAUCUCAUGGUGAUGCAGCUAUGAUCACUGCCCCGAGCAUCGCCAGUUUUCCCCAGCCGCAAGUGACGUGGUUCAGAGACGGAAGAAAGAUCCCUCCAAGCAAUCGCAUUGCUAUCACCAAAGACAACACGCUGGUGAUCCUGUCCAGUGUAGCCCCCGAUACUGGACGAUACUAUGUGCAGGCCGUCAAUGACAAGAAUGGCGACAACAAGACCAGUCAACCAAUCACGUUGACGGUGGAAAAUGUUGGCGGGCCUGCGGACCCCAUUGCUCCUACUAUUGUCAUCCCACCUCAGAACACCAGCGUUGUGACUGGCACCUCCGAAGUCACUAUGGAGUGUGUAGCCAAUGCCAGGCCUCUUAUCAAGUUGAACAUUGCAUGGAAGAAGGACGGGGUGCCCAUCUCCAUUGGAGUGAGCGAGUUUGGCCGUCGCCUGACUAUCUUGAACCCAUCACUGAGUGAUGCUGGUUAUUACUCUUGUGAAGCCACCUUACGUAGCAGCAGCGUCCCGGCCGUCACUGCUGGGGCGUACCUAACUGUACUAGAACCCCCUCAGUUUGUAAAGGAGCCAGAGAGACACAUCACAGCCGAGAUGGAAAAGGUGAUUGACAUCCCGUGCCAGGCUAAAGGAGUCCCCCAGCCAUCUAUUUCCUGGUACAAGGAUGCUGCUCUGAUUGACGGAAGGAGGGACACCAGGUUUCGUAUCGUAAGCGCGGGAAGCUUACGAAUCAGCGGGCUGAUGCCUGAGGACACAGGAAUGUUUCAGUGCUUUGCCCGAAACAGCGCGGGGGAAGUACAGACCUCUACUUACCUGGCUGUAACUAGUAUCGCUCCCAACAUCACAAAGGGUCCCCUGGACAGUACGGUGAUAGAUGGCACCGCCCUGGUACUGCCGUGUGAGACCUCUGGAGCUCCCCGGCCUGCGAUUACAUGGCAGAAAGGUGAUAAGAUCUUGGCCAGCGGGUCGGUACAGCUGCCACGCUUCACCCUUCUGGAAUCUGGAAGUCUGCUCAUUAGCCCUGCACACAUAUCAGACAUGGGCACAUACACCUGCACAGCUACCAAUUCCCGCGGCGCUGAUGAGGCCUCCGCCGACGUUAUUGUCUGGGCUCGAACCCGUAUCACCAAUCCCCCGACAGACCAGAAUGUUAUCAAGGGGACAAAAGCGUCAAUGGCGUGUGGCGUAUCUCAUGACCCAAGCGUUACCAUCAGGUAUGUGUGGGAAAAGGACGGCGUUCCUCUGAGUGUAGAUAACUUGCCUAGACUCCAGAUGGACAAGAAUGGCACUUUGCACCUCUCCCAAACAUGGUCAGGAGAUAUUGGAACGUACACCUGCCGUGUCCUGUCCAUAGGAGGAAACGAUUCCAGGAGUGCUCACCUAAGAGUAAGACAACUUCCUCACGCUCCUGAGAACCCAGUGGCAAUGCUAAGCAGCGCUGAGCCACGAUCCAUUAAUCUAACAUGGGCCAGACCCUUUGAUGGUAACAGUCCACUGAUCCGCUACAUUGUGGAGGUCUCUGAAAACAGUGUCCCAUGGUCCAUCCUAUUUGCUAACUUGGAUCCUGACUACACCUCCCUCGUUGUGAGGAACCUCAUCCCAGCUCGCUUCUACCAAUUCCGUCUUUGUGCGGUGAAUGACGUUGGCAAAGGGCAAUUUAGCAAAGAGACACAACGCGUGACACUUCCUGAAGAGCCUCCCAGUGCACCUCCUCAGCAUGUCCUAGCUACUGGGCGCACCAACCAGUCCAUCUUGAUCCAGUGGCAGUCACCUCCAGAGAAUCACCAAAAUGGUGUCUUAAAGGGCUAUGUUAUCAGAUACUGUCUCUCCGGCUUGCCUGUAGACUACCAGUAUAGAAACCUCUCCAACCCAGACACCAUCAGCUUGCUCCUGGAGGACCUCAUUAUCUGGACCAAUUAUGAGAUUGAGGUUGCUGCAUUCAAUAGCGCUGGACUGGGAGUGUUCAGUCCUAAAGUGACCGAGUGGACUCUGCAGGGAGUACCAACUGUGGCCCCAGGAAACGUAAAGGCAGAAGCUGUUAAUUCCACCGCAAUCCGCUUUACCUGGAGCCCACCAAGUCCGCAGUUUGUCAAUGGGAUCAACCAGGGGUACAAGCUAAUGUCCUGGGACCCAGCUAAGGAAGAUGAUAUAACUGUGGUCACAGUCAGACCCAACUUCCAGGACAGCACUCACGUAGGCUUCAUCACUGGUUUACAGAAGUAUCACAGCUACGUGACUUCCAUCCUAUGCUUCACUACACCAGGAGAUGGGCCCCGCAGCCCCCCACAGCUAGUCUGGACACAAGAGGAUGUACCUGGACCUGUGGGCAGUCUCAGCUUUGAUGACAUCCUGGAUACAUCCUUAAGAGUGACCUGGCAAGAGCCUUCAGAGAAGAAUGGGAUCCUCACUGGGUACAAGAUCUCCUUGGAAGAGUUUAACCAAACCAACACUAGAGUAACGCACUACCUCCCCAACGUCACCUUGGAGUAUCGGGUCACCGGUUUGACUGCACUCACAACCUAUACCAUCCAGGUGGCCGGCAUGACAUCCAAAGGUCAGGGAGCAGUGGUCUCCUCCACCAUCUCCUCCGGUGUGCCACCAGAACUGCCUGGAGCACCAACCAAUAUCGCCAUCACUCACAUCGGUCCUCGCUCUGUUACUCUUCAGUUCCGACCAGGAUAUGAUGGGAAAACUUCCAUUUCCAGGUGGCAGGUGGAAGCCCAGGUUGGAACACAAGGAGAAUCUGAAGAAUGGGUUCUCAUACAUCAGCUGGCGAAUGAGCCCAAUGCCCGCGCUCUGGUGGUGCCUAAGUUGACUCCUUUCACCUUUUACAGUUUCCGCAUGCGCCAGGUGAACAUUGUUGGUACCAGUCCACCCAGUCUAGCCUCCAGAAGGAUACAGACGUUACAGGCCCCACCAGACAUGUUCCCAGCUAAUGUGACCCUACGUACAGCCAGUCAGACCAGCCUGUGGGUGCGCUGGGUGCCUUUACCAGAGACGGAGUACAACGGUAACCCAGAAUCUGUGGGGUACAGGAUCCGAUACGUGAGAUCUGAUGGAAAAGGGAAGUCCUCCACCCACAUCAUUCAUGACCGCAUCGAGAGGGAAUACACCAUUGAAGAUCUGGAAGAGUGGACAGAAUAUAAUGUCCAAAUUGUUGCUUUUAACGCCAUUGGUUCUGGGCCCUUGAGUCCUAUAGUGGCGGCGAGGACGCGAGAGUCAGUUCCAUCCUCUGGACCCAGCAAUGUCUCUGCUCUGGCCACAACCUCAAGCAGCAUCUUGGUUCGUUGGAGCGAAAUCCCCGAACCGGAUCGGAAUGGACUCAUCCUGGGUUACAAGAUUCUCUACAAGGAGAAAGAUUCAGACAAUCCUCCUCGUUUCUGGCUUGUGGAAGGCAAUUCCUCUCGAAGUGUUCAGCUUACCAAACUUGGGAAAUACGUUCUCUAUGAAAUCCAGGUCUUGGCUUUCACCAGAAUUGGAGAUGGAGUACCGAGCACACCGGCAAUUCUGGAGAGGACCUUGGAUGAUGUUCCAGGUCCGCCAGUGGGAAUACUGUUUCCUGAGGUGAGAACAACCUCCGUCCGCCUCAUUUGGCAGACCCCAGCUGCUCCCAACGGUAUCAUUUUAGCUUAUCAGAUCACUCACAGACUGAACACGACCAACGCAAACACUGCCACAGUGGAACUGCUGAAUCCGAGCGUGCGGCAGUACACAGCCACGGCACUUCGACCGGAGUCUGUUUACUUGUUUCGAAUCACAGCCCAGACCCGUAAGGGAUGGGGCGAGGCUGCCGAAGCUCUGGUGGUCACCACAGAAAAGAGAGAACGCCCUCAGCCCCCCAAAAAGCCCGUAGUUCGGCAGGAAGAUGUCAAGUCCAGAAGCGUGCUGCUUUCCUGGGAACCAGGAAGUGAUGGUCUUUCUCCCGUGCGCUACUACACCAUCCAGACCCGAGAGCUACCUAAAGGACGCUGGCUGGUGCACUCUUCCUCCUUCAGUCACAAUGCCACCUCCGCCAUUGUAGACCGAUUAAAACCAUUCACGUCAUACAAAUUCCGAGUCAAGGCAACAAAUGACAUUGGAGACAGUGAAUACAGUGCAGAAUCGGAGUCCCUAACGACACUUCAGGCGGCACCUGAUGAUGCUCCAUCAAUCCUGUCCGUCACCCCCCAGACAACUACCUCAGUAUUAAUUCACUGGCAGGUUCCAGCAGAAGAUAAAAUAAAUGGCAUCCUUCUGGGCUACCGAAUCCGAUACCGGGAACUGGUAUAUGAUGGAAUGAGGAGUUUUACGUUGCGAAACAUCAAUGACCCCAACGCCAAAUGGGCGGAGUUAACAUCUGCCUACAUGGUCCGGAACCUGAGUGAACCGUCUCUCACCCAGUACGAGUUAGACAAUCUGAACAAGCACAAGCGCUAUGAGAUCAGAGUGAGCAUGUACAACGCUGCAGGGGAAGGACCAGCCAGCGUCCCCCAAGAAGUAUUUGUCGGAGAGGCAGUGCCCACAGCUCCGCCUCAGAACGUGGCCAUACAAAGUGUCACCGCUGUGCAGCUCGACGUGACCUGGGAUCCUCCUCCGCUGGAUUCUCAAAAUGGCGAUAUCCAGGGAUACAAGAUUUAUUACUGGGAAGUCUCCCGAGUAAAUGAGACCGAGAAAGUGAGAACCCUGUUCCUGCCAGAGAGUGGGGUGAAGAUCAAAAACCUGACCGGCUAUACCACCUAUCUCAUCAGUGUGGCUGCCUUUAACACGGCCGGAGAUGGUCCCCGCAGUCAUCCUAUCCGUGGACAGACACAGCAAGCAGCACCCAGUGCCCCAGCGGUACUCAGAUUUAGUGAACUGACCACCACAUCUGUGAAUGUAUCAUGGGAUGCGCCCAUUUACCCCAAUGGGAUUCUGGAAGGCUACAGACUGGUAUAUGAGCCCUGCACACCUGUAGAUGGAAUCAGUAAGAUAGUAACAGUGGACGUAAAGGGGAACAGUCCCCUGUGGAUGAAGCUGAAGGACCUUGCUGAGGGUGUGACGUACCGCUUUCGGAUAUGGGCCAAAACGUUCACCUAUGGACCCGACAUUGAGGCCAAUGUGACGACGGGACCAGGGGAUGGGGCUCCAGGACCUCCGGGGGUUCCUACUAUCUCCAGAUACAGCUCACUAAUUGCUAUCCAGUGGUCAAGUGGGGAUCCAGGAAAAAGCCCUAUUACCAGAUAUGUCAUAGAGGCCCGGCCAUCAGAUGAAGGAUUAUGGGACAUACUCAUCAAGGACAUUCCCAAGGAAGCCACCUCCUACACCUUUAGCAUAGACAUCCUAAAGCAAGGAGUGAGCUACGACUUCCGCGUCAUUGCCGUCAAUGAUUACGGAUACGGGACCCCCAGCCCGCCCUCCACAUCUGUAUCAGCCACCAAAGCAAACCCUUUCUAUGAGGAAUGGUGGUUCCUGGUCGUCAUCGCCCUCAUCGGUCUCAUUUUCAUUCUCCUACUGGUCUUUGCUUUGAUCAUCCGAGGACAGAGCAAGAAGUAUGCCAAAAAAUCUGAUUCGGGCUGUAAUCCCAAGAACACAACCCUGGGCCAUGGAGAGAUGGUGAGUCUGGAUGAGAGCAGAUUCCCGGCACUAGAGCUGAACAAUCGGCGACUCUCGGUGAAGAAUUCAUUCUGCAGGAAGAACGGUAUUUAUACGAGGUCUCCUCCACGUCCCAGUCCUGGGAGCCUUCACUAUUCAGACGAGGACGUAGCCAAGUACAACGACUUGAUUCCUGCUGACAGCGGCAGCCUGACUGAGAAGCCCUCCGAGGUGUCAGACUCACAGGGGAGUGACAGCGAAUAUGAAGUGGACCAGACCCAGCCGAAAACCCAUUCCUUUGUCAACCAUUACAUCAGUGACCCCACUUACUACAACUCAUGGCGACGUCAGCAGAAAGGCAUCUCCAGGGUACAUGCCUACAAUUAUACAGACGAGCCGGAGGACUCUGAACACUGUAUGAUACCCAACAGCAACAGCAGUCAACAAGGCAGCCUGUAUAGGCCCAAAUCCAGCCGGACUCCAACCCCUCAGCAGCCUCCGACCCUUCCGACCCAGCAAAACCCCAUAUACCGGCCCCCCAGCAGCCUCGCCCCAUCAUCCCGCGCCCCAAUCGCUGGCUUUUCCUCCUUCGUUUGAUGACAAACCCUUGCAUCAUUUUACCAUGGUUUCUUUAACUUUGAAGAAGCAGAUAAAUCUAUAUUAUAUAUAAAAAGGUAUGUGUGUGUGUAUAUAUGCAUAUACAUAUAUAUAUGAAUAGGGAGGAGACUGUGUUGGAGACAAUCAGUUGCGAAUUGAGAUCUUCAUUUUGCUGCUUCGGUUAUGUAUAAUAUUCCAAAGGUUUUUGGGUGCAAAAAAAAAAAAAAAGAAAAAAAAAAAUCAAAAACGAUGGAUGCAGUGAACCAAGGAAACCUUCAUCCUCAUCGAGGACCAUGGGGCCUGUUGUCAUAAAAUAGCUGCUGUUGCUUUAGAGCACCUUCGUUUAUAGCUGGUGAUGAAGUGCGCUGUGCUCUCUGGACUGAAGAUGGCAUUUACAGCAGUUUGCCUGAGGACCAUACUCUCCCCCUCAACUUCAUACAGUUGGAUGGAGGACAAUAUGGAAGCUUACAAGUGCCAUGGGGACACUGGGUGUUGGUGUACAAUAUGCCAUUACUGGAGCCAAGGGUUUCAAAGAUGGCACCAGGGCUACAUCCAAAUUACAUAGAUUUCAAUUGUGGGGGGAAGGUGCCAACAGUAACACAUUUCUAAGCAACUUGUAGCUACCAGCCAGGGUACAACCCUUGGUAGGCAAGAGCCUUCAAAUACUGAAGGAGCAGGAAAUUACAUUAAAUGCAUCCUAUAUCAUAUUGACCUUGUAGUCCACAUGUAUCCAUGGUUCAGUCAUGUGUCCAUCGAUAUACUCCUGGCUGUACAGGAGUCCGAGUUUUCCAAGGGUUAAUGGUUAUUUGUACAGAUGCAUAUUUGCUACUAGACAAGGGUGUAGGUACAGUAGUGGUUGCCCCUGCAGGUGCUAUGGACCCAUGGACUGUCUACUUUGUUGGCUACAAGGGCGAGGAGAAUCCCCCUGUUCUGCAAAAAGAAUUGGGGGUCAUGAUGUUCAAGACCAACCUCUCCCUCGAUGGAGGGGGGUUCAUGGUGUCAUGAGCCAGCACCCCUCUUCAUUGUGUACGUCCUUUCUAGUAAAGAGGAGUUUUACCGACAAACUGGUUUUAAUGUCAUUGGAGGCUGGGGCCCUCCACCAUGACCAGAAGAGUCCUGUUCUGUUGACCGAUAUGGAAGCCACCUAACGUCUGGUAGAAGGGGAUCUUACAAAUCCAAGGUUCCUUCUCAUGGGCCCCAACAGUGCUUCCCUUUAACCCAAAGAUGUUGAGUUUGUCAACCCCCUUCAUUGCAGAAUUACACCUAAUUUAACAGUGUUACUCGAAAAAAGGCUUGUGGUGAUGGUAGUGUUUGGGUUGUGAAUGGGUGAAAUGACAUCAUAGGAAAGAUUUACAGCAGUCCUAUAGAUGACAGAUCUAGAUAGCAUCUCUAGGAUGGAGAGGGUAAUAAUCUGCAUAUAACGCCAUUUUGACUGUGAAAGUGAUGCUGUUUGCCAGGUGUAACAAGUAGUAGACAUUGGGACGGAUUUAUUUAAACUGAUAUUUCAUACGCCAGUCUUAACAAUAAGAUUGCUGGAGUAAAAUGCGCCAAAUUAACAGGAACAGGAUUCUUAAACAAUUUGGUGCAUCAUUUGGCAGUGUUUGUGCGGAAAAAGCAGUUUAACCCAUUUUCUGGCAUAAAUUAUAGCAAAUGUGUCAUGCCCCUCCUAUCAAAUCCCGAUUGGUGAGAGUGGCAUAAAAUUAAAAAGUAACAAACUGCAUAAAAGUAGGUCAGAAAAACUGGCAUACUGCCAGUGAUAAAUCCCCCCCUUUGUAUCUUUGCGGAGUCCUCCUGUCAGUCUUACUGACAGGACAGUGCAAGGGCCUAUUCACCCAUCCCUACCCGUUUAAAAUAAACCUUUUAUUCAUUUUCUACACAUUGGAUCAGUGAUAACGGACCACAUGUGGAUGACAUCCCUGUGAUGUCUUUGGUUUUCACUGACUCGUUGAAUAGAAUGAGCGCAGCGCACAAACAAGAGACCCGAAUAGUGCGUGCUCCCAAGAUUUUGAGAAAAAU
Molecule: messenger RNA, 8549 nt
Organism: Bufo gargarizans (Asiatic toad)
Lineage: Eukaryota; Metazoa; Chordata; Amphibia; Anura; Bufonidae
Gene: SDK2
Product: sidekick cell adhesion molecule 2
Exons: 45
Coding region: 9-6533 (2174 amino acids)
Molecular function (GO): protein binding
Source: RefSeq, a predicted model, not a curated record